UAUUUUUUUUAUUUUUCAUUUUUGCCUCUUGGCAGCCUCUCUAUUAUCUCUCUUUCUCUCUCUAAAAAAAAGGUUCUCUCUCUAGACUUUCUCUCUCUCUGGACAUCGCCGAGUCGCUAAAUCCGAAUUAACCCUAUAGCUUUGAACCGGAAUCGGAUCCUUAUCCUCACCACCCCGUGCAGAUUAGCCACCGCCGCCCCCUCCCGAUAUUAUCUCCCGGAGGAGACCGAAACUCUGCGUUUCGUCAUUUUCCGGUGCCGGCGGUCAUUUCCGGCAAGGUCCGUCCGCACGAUUGCUAACCUGCGCUCUCUUUCGUCUCUUUGUUUAUCCAUAUAUAUUGAUUGAUCUGUAAUCAGUCGAAGUUUCGCCCCUCUGUGGAGGCUUUCUGCAGAGACUGGGAAAUAACUCUCUUUGAAGCACUUAGUUUUUGCAGUAUAGGAUUUGAAGUGACUAUCAAAUAAGUUCCAUGUAAAAGGAUGGCUUUCUUUAGAAACUACUCGAAUGAAACGGUAGCACAGAGUGUCCUGGAUGAGAAGGGCCAAGGGCAAAACAUUGAUAGAGUUCACAGUUCAGUAGCAAAUGAAUAUGUAGAUGCGACUUCAAGUGAAAAGGAUUUUGAAUCAAAGGUGGAUGGGCAAUAUCAAAGUGAUGGUGAUACAAAUGAUGCUGGGCUGCAAAAUGAGGCAGCAGCUGCUGAUGAUAUUGGUUUGAGAAUAUCAAAUUUGCAGCCCUCUGGAAGGAGAACAGCUAUGGCAGGGAAGUGGGGUUCAACCUUUUGGAAAGACUGCCAACCCAUGGGUCAUCGGAAUGGUUCUGAAUCUGAGCAGGAUUCAAAAUGUCGUUUUGAUUGUAAAAAUGAGGAAGCAUUGGAAGACAAUUCAUCUGAUGGCAGGGAAGUUGACAAGGUUCAGAAGGGUCAAAAUGAUGUUCCUGCAGAUGAGAUGUCAUCUGAUGAUUACUACGAACAGGACGGGGAAGACCAAAGUGACUCGUUACAUUACAGAGGUUUAAAUCAUUCCAGUGUCUUAAACUCACAACCACAGUCAAGACCUGUUGCUGUAAACAUGGCUCGGAAUUCAAAAGCUUCAAAUGAUAAUGAAUAUGAUGAUGACGAGGAUGGUGAUAAUGAUGGUGAUGCUGAUUAUGAAGAUGAGGAUGAGGAAGAGGAAGAUGAAGAUGAUCCUGAUGAUGCAGAUUUUGAACCUGAUUAUGGUGUCACUAGCAGCAGAACUGCCAACAAGUACCAGGAUAAGGACUGGAAUGGUGAAGAUUCUGAUGAAGAUGAUAAUAGCAAUGAUGAUCUAGAUGUCUCAGAUGAGGAUGAUGCAUAUUAUAUGAAGAAACCCAAGGGUAGACUACGAGGUAACAGUGGACGUGGUUUAAAACCUACGAAAGAGCAUAAAUCAUUCCCUGCACCUGGUCGAAGAAAAAGAGGCAGAACGUUAUUGGAAGAUGAAGAUUCUUAUGAAAAGGAUUCUGAAAAUGAUAGUGAUGAGGAUUUCAAAAGCAUGACAAGGAGAGGUGCACAUCUCCGAAAAAGUAAAGGUGGUCAGUCCAGUACUACAGCAAAUAUCAUUGGACGGAACAGUGAGCUCCGCACCUCAAGUAGAUCAGUGAGGAAGGUAUCAUAUGUUGAAAGUGAGGAAAGUGAAGAAAUUGAUGAAGGCAAGAAGAAAAAGAGCCAAAAGGAGGAAAUUGAAGAGGAAGAUUGCGAUUCAAUCGAAAAGGUGCUUUGGCAUCAGCCAAAAGGCAUGGCUGACGAGGCUCUAAAGAAUAAUAAAUCAACAGAGCCCAUUCUGUUAAGCCACUUGUUUGACUUUGAACCCAACUGGAAUGAGAUGGAGUUCUUAAUAAAAUGGAAAGGCCAGUCUCAUUUGCACUGUCAGUGGAAAUCAUUUUCUGAUCUACAAAAUCUUAGUGGUUUUAAGAAGGUUUUAAAUUACACCAAAAAAGUGAUGGAGGAAGUGAAGUACAGGAACAUGUUUUCACGUGAGGAGAUUGAAGUCAAUGAUGUAAGCAAGGAAAUGGACUUAGACCUCAUUAAACAAAAUAGUCAGGUGGAGAGAAUAAUUGCAUACAGAAUUGGUAAAGAGGGCUCAGGUGAUGUGAUGCCAGAGUAUUUAGUCAAGUGGCAGGGACUCUCAUAUGCUGAAGCAACAUGGGAGAAGGAUGUAGAUAUUGCAUUUGCUCAAGAUGCUAUUGAUGAGUACAAGGCUCGUGAAGCUGCAGCUGCCAUCCAAGGAAAAAUGGUGGACAUGCAGCGUAAGAAGAGUAAAGCAAGUUUAAGGAAGCUUGAUGAGCAGCCUGGGUGGUUAAAGGGAGGACAACUUCGUGAUUAUCAGCUUGAAGGCUUGAAUUUUCUUGUUAACAGCUGGAGAAAUGAUACUAAUGUUAUUUUGGCUGAUGAAAUGGGUCUUGGCAAAACUGUGCAGUCAGUUUCUAUGCUUGGGUUUUUGCAGAAUGCUCAACAAAUAUAUGGACCAUUUCUUGUUGUUGUACCAUUAUCGACUUUAUCAAACUGGGCAAAAGAAUUCAAGAAGUGGCUUCCUGACUUGAAUGUCAUUGUUUAUGUUGGGACCCGUGCUAGCCGAGAGGUUUGUCAGCAAUAUGAAUUUUACACUAAUAAGAAAACUGGCAGGACUAUUCUAUUCAAUGCUUUAUUGACUACUUAUGAAGUAGUUCUGAAGGACAAGGCUGUGCUUUCUAAGAUCAAAUGGAACUACCUCAUGGUUGAUGAAGCCCACAGGUUAAAGAACAGUGAAGCACAAUUGUAUACAACCCUCUCGGAAUUCAGUGCCAAGAACAAGUUGCUGAUCACUGGUACUCCAUUACAGAACAGUGUUGAAGAGCUUUGGGCUCUACUUCACUUCCUUGAUCCUGAUAAAUUCAAGAACAAAGAUGAUUUUGUUCAGAAUUACAAGAAUCUUAGCUCAUUCAACGAAAUGGAGCUUGCAAAUCUUCAUAUGGAAUUGAGGCCCCAUAUUCUUCGAAGAGUUAUCAAGGAUGUAGAGAAGUCUUUGCCUCCAAAAAUUGAACGUAUUCUUAGGGUUGAAAUGUCCCCUCUUCAAAAACAGUAUUAUAAGUGGAUUUUGGAACGCAAUUUCCAUGACUUGAACAAAGGAGUUCGUGGGAAUCAGGUUUCACUUCUAAAUAUUGUUGUAGAAUUGAAGAAAUGCUGCAAUCAUCCUUUUCUAUUUGAAAGCGCAGACCAUGGUUAUGGUGGGAACAGAAGUACCAAUGACUGCGGUAAACUGGAGAGGCUUAUUUUAAGCAGUGGGAAGCUUGUUUUACUUGAUAAGCUACUUGAGAAAUUGCAUGAGACGAAUCAUCGUGUUCUAAUAUUUUCUCAGAUGGUUAGAAUGUUGGAUAUACUGGCAGAAUAUAUGUCACUUAGAGGGUUCCAAUUUCAGCGGCUUGAUGGUAGUACAAAGGCUGAGUUGCGUCAGCAGGCAAUGGAUCAUUUUAAUGCACCUGGAAGUGAUGAUUUCUGUUUCCUCCUUUCAACCCGUGCUGGUGGCCUGGGCAUUAACCUUGCAACUGCAGACACAGUUAUUAUAUUUGAUUCUGACUGGAAUCCCCAAAAUGACUUACAGGCAAUGAGUAGGGCUCAUAGAAUUGGGCAACGAGAAGUAGUUAACAUCUACCGAUUUGUUACAAGCAAAAGUGUUGAGGAAAAUAUUCUGAAGCGAGCCAAGCAAAAGAUGGUACUUGAUCAUUUGGUGAUUCAAAAACUAAAUGCAGAAGGUAGACUGGAGAAGAAAGAAUCGAAAAAGGGGAGUUACUUUGACAAAAAUGAGCUGUCGGCUAUUUUAAGGUUUGGGGCGGAGGAACUUUUUAAGGAAGACAAAAAUGAAGAAGAAAGCAAAAAGAGGCUCUUAAGUAUGGAUAUUGAUGAAAUUCUUGAAAGAGCAGAGAAAGUAGAAGAGAAGGAAACUGGAGAGGAAGGGAAUGAAUUAUUGAGUGCUUUUAAGGUUGCAAAUUUCGGUAGUGCUGAAGAUGAUGGGAGUUUCUGGUCCCGUUGGAUAAAACCAGAAGCUGUAGCGGAAGCUGAAGAUGCUUUAGCUCCACGUGCUGCAAGAAAUACCAAGAGCUAUGCUGAGGCUAAUCAACCUGAGAGAAUUAGUAAAAGGAAAAAGAAGGCUGCUGAACCACAGGAGAGAGCUCAGAAGCGCCGCAAAGCAGAUUAUUUGGUUCAUUUAGUGCCAAGGAUUGAGGGAGCGGCUGCUCAAGUAAGGGGUUGGUCUUAUGGUAACUUGCCAAAGAGAGAUGCAUCACGUUUUUCUCGUGCGGUAUUGAAAUUUGGAAACCCCAGUCAAAUUGGCUCAAUUGUCAUGGAGGUUGGUGGUACAAUUGAAGCAGCUCCAACUGAAGCACAAAUUGAGCUUUUUGAUGCAUUAAUUGAUGGGUGUAGAGAGGCAGUUAAAGAAGGAAAUCUAGACCCAAAGGGGCCUAUGUUGGACUUUUUUGGUGUCCCGGUAAAAGCUAAUGAAGUACUUAACCGUGUUCAAGAACUUCAGCUCCUAGCUAAGCGCAUCAGUCGCUAUGAAGAUCCCAUUGCCCAGUUCCGGGUGUUAAUGUACCUCAAACCUUCAAAUUGGUCUAAAGGUUGUGGCUGGAAUCAGAUUGACGAUGCCAGAUUGCUUCUUGGAAUACAUUAUCAUGGAUUUGGCAAUUGGGAAAAGAUAAGAUUAGAUGAAAGGCUGGGUCUCACAAAAAAGAUCGCUCCAGUUGAACUUCAACACCACGAAACCUUCCUACCUCGUGCUCCCAACCUGAAAGACCGUGCUUCUGCACUUCUGGAAAUGGAACUUGUAGCUGUUGGUGGGAAGAACACCAAUACCAAAGCUAGUCGCAAGACUUCUAAAAAGGAGAAGGAGAGAGAGAAUCUUAUGAAUAUCUCAAUAUCUCGCAGCAAGGACAGGAAAGGAAAACCUGGUUUUCCUGUAACUAACGUUCAAAUGAGGAAGGAUAGAUCCCAUAAACCCCAUAGAGUUGAACCUUUAGUGAAAGAGGAGGGUGAAAUGUCCGGUAAUGAAGAAGUAUAUGAGCAGUUCAGGGAAGUGAAAUGGAUGGAAUGGUGUGAAGAUGUCAUGAAGACGGAGAUUAAGACCCUGAACCGUCUUCACAAAUUACAAACUACUAGUGCUAAUCUUCCAAAGGAUUUGGUGCUUUCAAAAAUUCGGAAGUAUUUGCAGCUUCUUGGACGAAGGAUAGACCAAAUUGUUCUGGAGCAUGACAAGGAACAAUAUAAACAAGACAGAAUGAUCAUGAGGUUGUGGAAUUACAUCUCAACUUUUUCAAAUUUGUCUGGGGAGAAGCUUCGUCAGAUUCAUUCAAAACUUAAACAGGAGCAAGAUGAGGAUGGAGGGGUAGGAUCAUCUCAUGUCAAUGGUUCUGCAUGGGGCCCUGGUGACAAAGACAGUGAUCCUGGUCAGUUCCCUUCUUUUCAUCGCCAUGGUGAGAGACCACCAAGAGGGUACAAAAAUAUGUCUGCCUAUCAAACAGCAGAACCAGUUUCUAAGAGUCAUGAUGCUGGGAAAUUUGAAGCAUGGAAACGGAGGAGAAGAGCUGAUAAUAUUAACACUCAUUCCCUGACUCAGCCCCUGCCUCAAAGGCCAAUGAGCAAUGGUUCCCGUUUACCCGAUCCAAAUUCUUUGGGGAUUCUUGGAUCAGGACCAACUGAUAACAGACGUUUUGGUAAUGAGAAGCCUUCUAGGAUGCGUCAAAGUGGUUAUCCUCCCCGACAAGGUUUCUCAUCAGUUAUCAAGUAGUCUUAGGAUGCUUUGAUUGGAUGAGAGCCCGCUAAUUAGAGAGUGAAGCAAAAAAUUGCUCACUCAGUUGGAAUUUAUUACUUCAGCCAUUGACAUUCUCUGGAUUUUUUUUCCGUCCAUGGGAAUAAAACUUUGAAUAUCCCUUUCGAGAAGUUGGAUACGAUCAGUGGGGAAUUGCUACAAACAUGAAACAUGGUGGCUGAGAGAAAAAGCCAAAGAUCCUUUUAUGUGCAGAGACUAAAGGAGGAGAUGGGAGUCUCGCCAAAAUUUUUUUGUUUUGUUUUUGUUCUUUUUCUUUUUAACCCUUUUCAAAUGAGGCCGGUGAUUUGUUUACGUAUAUAGGGAAAAUUUAGGAAAGGAUUUACUUCUCACUCAUUUGAAUUACAUUUACAUGAGGGAGACAUUUAUAUGUAUUAUGCCCUUUUCAGAAUUGUACAUUAUCAGUUUUGAAUCAUUGAAAUCUUGAUCCUCUCCUUUGAAAAUUUUCCUUAGAAAUGUUGAUAUAUGCAUUUUCCUCCGUUGUUGUAUGUAGAUGUUUGUGGAGGAAAUGGCAUGUUAAACUCAUGAUAUAAAUACAUUGAAUUAUUAUCUUA
Molecule: messenger RNA, 6364 nt
Organism: Vitis vinifera (wine grape)
Lineage: Eukaryota; Viridiplantae; Streptophyta; Magnoliopsida; Vitales; Vitaceae
Product: protein CHROMATIN REMODELING 5
Exons: 31
Coding region: 477-5771 (1764 amino acids)
Biological process (GO): nucleosome organization; regulation of transcription by RNA polymerase II
Cellular component (GO): chromatin; nucleus
Molecular function (GO): histone binding; ATP binding; chromatin binding
Source: RefSeq, a predicted model, not a curated record